AUGGACGGAUUACUAAGAGCAGCUUUUAGAGUUAAUACACGACAAACCAGCAAAACUCAAGAUCCAUCAUUUAAUGAACAAAGUAUUGAAGAUGACAAUUCAUAUGACAUGGAUGAGGGGUUUACCAUUUAUCGCGAGGUAGAUGAUGAGUAUCAAUCAACUUUCUCAAAUGAAGAACAUGCAAAGUAUAAAAAUCUCAUGGAAGCUUUUGAAAAAGGCCUAUACGAGGGGUGUACUACUUUUUCGAAACUUUCAUUUCUAUUGCAUUUAUUUCACCUAAAGUGUAUGUUCCAUUGGUCUGCAGAGUCAUUUAAUAAAUUACUUGAACUUCUAAUCGACGCAUUUCCCAUUAUUAAGGAGUUUCCAUUGUCCUAUUAUGAAGGCAUGAAGAUAAUAAAUGAUUUAGGGUUAGGAUAUGAGAAAAUCCAUGCAUGUCCAAAUGAUUGCAUGUUAUAUUGGGGCAAAUUCGCAAAUAAAAGUGAGUGUCAUAUAUUCAAGACAUCAAGGUGGAAAAAUGUGAAAGGAAAUGAGGGUGAUGUAAAUGAAAAAGGAAAAGAAGCAUGUAAGAAAGGCGAGGCAGCUAAAAAAAAAUUUGAUGAAAAAUAUACAGAGUUUGCCACUGAUCCUCGUAGUGUUAGAUUAGGCCUAGCGAGUGAUGGUUUUAAUCCAUAUCGUCUUAUGAACACAAAUUAUAGUACAUGGCCGGUGGACCUCAUUCCUUAUAAUUUACCACCAUGGCUUUGUAUGAAACCAUCAUCCUUUAUUCUUUCUAUAAUUAUUCUUGGUAAAUUUGGUCCCGGUAUGGAUAUUGAUGUGUACUUGCAACCACUAAUCCAUGAAUUGAAAUUAUUGUGGGAAGGUGUUGAUGCUUUUGAUUCUUAUAGUGAAAGCAACUUCAAACUGCGAGCAGCCCUACAUUCUACUUUUAAUGACUUUCCGGCUUAUGCUAUGCUGUCAGAUAGAUUUGGUGGCAAAAUUAUCUACACUGGGUAUCGAAAAUGGUUGCCUAUUGAUCACCCAUAUCGUUCACAAGCUAAUUUUUUAAAUGGGAAAGAAGAAUAUGGUAUUGCUUUGAUUCGUACCAGCGGGACCGAUGUUUUGAAGCAACAAGAAGGGGUAAAGUAUGUAUAUGGGAAGACAAAAAAAGUUCCUAAAAAAAGAGAGAAAAAAGCUGCCAAUGAACUUGAUGAUGAUUGCGAUCCCGAUGGUGAUCAUAUUCUUUGGAAAAAGAAAAGAACUCUUUUAGAUAUGGAUAAUAGUAGGGAUGAUGAGAGUGGCAGAGAAGCCCUAAAGAAUUUGAAUAUAAAAACUCAUCUAUGGAUCGACCCUCAAGGUUACAUCCCGCAGGCUGCAUACACCAUGUCUAACGAGGAGAAAGAACGAUUUUUGAAAGUCUUGAAAAAGAUGAAAGUUCCUGAUGGAUAUGGAUCUAAUUUGCAAAGAUGUGUGAAUCUAAAGCAACAGAAACUUAUUAAUAUGAAAAGUCACGACCAUCAUAUUCUCAUAUACAAGAGAAUUAGAUACCAUUCAAUCAAAGCUCGUGGUGACUCUUUGCAUUGCAAUUUUGAAAAAGAGUUUUUACCAACAUUUUUUACAAUCAUGGUUCAUCUACUAAUUCAUUUAGUAGAAGAGGUCAGACUAGGCGGACCGGUUCAUUAUAGAUGGAUGUAUCCUAUUGAAAGGUACUUGGCCUUUUUGAAAUCUCAUGUAAGCAAUAAAGCGCAACCGGAAGGAUCUAUAGUGGAAGGUUACCUUUUGUGGGAGACAAUUGCAUUUUGUUCGAGAUAUUUAGAAAGUGUUAAGACUAUGUUCAAUAGACCUAGAAGGAAUGAGGAUGGUGUAUCAAACAUUGACAACUAUUUGUAUAACUCUGGUGGUCGUGUUGUUGGAAAAAAAGAAAAUGUUCGUUUGGAUGAUAGAAGUUUAAAGCAAGCUCAUCGCUAUGUUUUACUUCAUUCUGAUGAACUGACCCCGGUGCUCAAUGAGUUCCUAAAACUAAAGAGGCUAGAGAAUGACGUUGGAGGAAGUCAAGUUGAUGAAUCUAUUGAAAAUCGGUGGAUAAUUGAUGAAUUUGCAAAUUGGUUGCAAAGCCAGGUCCAUAAUUUAGAUGAUAGCACAGUAGAUGGAAAGUUAAGAAAAACCUUAGUCGGUGGCUUGAGUAACCGCGGGAAAAGGAUGAAAAGUGUUAUUAUCAAUGGUUACAAAUUUGAUAUUGUGGAUCGUGAGCGAUUUCGAGUAACUCAGAAUUCAGGAAUCAUGGUGGAAGCAGAGGGUCACGAAUAUUAUGGAAAACUCAACGAAAUUUUGGAAUUAGAUUAUUAUGAAUUGAAAUUCAAAUCUGAAUUCAGUUCUGGAUUUUUGAUUGCAGCUCUGAACAUCAGAAAUGAAUUCUAUAACAGAAAUUCAAAUCUGAAUUCAGUUGUGGAUUUCAGUUUUGAUUUCAGCUCUAAACAUCAGAAAUGA
This is a messenger RNA of Chenopodium quinoa (quinoa), 2463 nucleotides long. RefSeq lists its product as uncharacterized. The record is from RefSeq and is a predicted model, not a curated record. Bases 1 to 2463 code for a protein of 820 amino acids. NCBI's taxonomy places the organism in Eukaryota, Viridiplantae, Streptophyta, Magnoliopsida, Caryophyllales, Amaranthaceae. The transcript has 9 exons.